Euleptes europaea (tarantolino) is the source of this 8158-nucleotide messenger RNA. RefSeq names its product multiple EGF like domains 8 (gene MEGF8). The transcript has 42 exons. The record is from RefSeq and is a predicted model, not a curated record. NCBI's taxonomy places the organism in Eukaryota, Metazoa, Chordata, Lepidosauria, Squamata, Sphaerodactylidae. Gene Ontology annotation, molecular function: calcium ion binding; protein binding. The coding region runs from base 159 to 8156 and encodes 2665 amino acids.
UUCGUCGAGCCAGCGGGGGAGACUGCAAGGGGGAGCGCCAAGUGCUUCACAACGCUUCCGGAUACGUCACCGAUGGGCCGGGCAAUUACUCUGUCAAUGGGAACUGUGAGUGGCUGGUGGAAGCUCCAAGCAGCAGCUACCGCAUCCUUUUGACCUUCAUGUUCAUGGACACGGAAUGUACCUACGACUACCUCUUCAUUUAUAACGGAGAUUCCCCCAGCAGCCCCCUGCUGGCCAGUCUCAGUGGCAGUACUCUGCCCCCCACCAUUGAGGCGACCUCUGGCAAGAUGCUGCUACAUCUGUUCAGCGAUGCCAACUACAACCUGUUGGGCUUCAACGCCACCUAUGCUGUCUCGCUGUGCCCAAUGGGCUGCUCAGGGCACGGGACCUGCGACAACGAUGGGCACUGCACCUGUUUUCAAGAUUGGGGAGGCAAAGACUGUUCGAUGCCCGGCUGUGCCACCUAUUGUCAGAACCAUGGGACUUGCAGCCAGGACUCGGGGCGCUGCCAGUGUGAGCCGGGCUUUGUGGGGCAGGCCUGUGACUUGGCACUGAGUGAGAACCAAGGAGCCGGCAAGUGGUACAAUGUGAGCGCUGGAGAUCCCAGCUUCCGACCCCGCACGGCUGCAGCCGGCACUUUCCUAUCUUCUACCGGAGGACUGUAUAUCUUUGGAGGUCUGGAUCUAAACACAGCCCUGGGUGACCUCGUCUUCUAUAACUUCACUACCAACAUCUGGCAUCAGCGAGUUCUCAGCCCCUCCCCUUCUGCACGUCACUCCCACACUGCCGUGGCUUGGGAUGGCUUCCUGGUUCUCUUUGGGGGUGAGUUGGCCAGUGGCUCACUAGCCGAUGACAUCUGGAUGUACCACCCACGAGAGGGGCGCUGGCAGGAGCUGCUGCCUGCUAACACCACCUGGUCUUCAGCACCCCCUGGACUGGCCGGCCAUGCUUCUGCUGUGGUAGACGAAUGGCUGUAUGUCUUCGGAGGGCGCACCUCGGUGGAUGUCUUCUCCUCUCAGAUGUACCGUUUCCAUCUUCGGAUGUGGCUCUGGGAACUGGUGGUGCCCUCGGGUGGCAAGGCACCCGCAGCUGCGGGGCAUUCCAUGGUGUUCCAUCCUGCCUCCCGCACUCUCUUGGUUUAUGGCGGUCACCGGCCUUCCACUGCCCGGUUCAGUGUGCGAGUUAACACCACCGAUCUCUUUCACGUGGACCUGCGCUACUGGAGCACAUUGCGCGCCAAAGAUUCGCACCGGGGCCCUCGGGAGCGUGCUUUCCAUUCGGCCACAGUAAUAGGCAACUACAUGGUAGUGUAUGGGGGGAACGUGCACAUCCAUUACCACGAGGAGAAAUGCUAUGAGGACGAGAUCUUCUUCUACCACUUGGGCUGCCAUCAGUGGGUCUCCAGCCAUGAGCUGGCGCACCAGAUCCCCCAGGAGCGUGAGGCCAAGGCUCGAGGCCAGGCGCGAGGCCGCUACUCCCACAUAGCGGCUGUGAUGAACGGGACCGUGCUGCUUGUCGCCGGAGGCUACAGUGGGGUGCCGCGGGGUGACUUGUUGGCUUACAAGGUGCCCACCUUCGUCUUCCAGGUGCCAUCUCUAAUGUACCAUCUGGAUUACUGUUCCAUGUACAGAGAGAAAAGCACCUGCGCUAAGGAUCCCGAAUGCGCCUGGUGCAUGAAUGUCUGCCAGAGCACCCAGCCCCGCAGCAUCUGCCCCAACACUGGCUGCCUAGGGUUGGCCCGCCUCUUGGUUGACUGUCAGUCAUGCCUGGCCUUUGGCAGCACCAAUGCUUCUCUGCCCAGGGCCCCGGGACCCUUUGGGUGGUGUGUGCAGAAUGAGACCUGCAUGCCUCUCUCAGAGCGGGGCAGGUGCCAAGUGGAGAAGAUAUCGGGCACUUUCGGCUGGUGGGGGCCUCAGCCCUACUUUGUCACUUCCUUGGCACAGUGCCAGCAUGAGAGCUUCCUGCCUGGCCUUCACCUUAUCACCUACCAGCAGCCGCGCAACGACUCCCAGCCCGAUAAGGUCUCGAUCGUCCGCAGCACCACCAUCACUUUAAACCCCAGCACCGAGAUGGACGUCUCUCUGGUCUACAAGGGGUUCAUCCACCCGCUGGUGAGCAGCCCAGCUCCCUCCGAGGACAUUUCCAUCUGGGCGCGCAUCCAGCGCCUCUUUGUGGUGGCCAAGCUUGCCCGGAGCCCUGGCACAUUGGAGAUGGAGGAAGUGGGCCGCUGGGCAGUGCAACAAGACAACAACAAAAGGCUGCUCCAGCGCCCUGGGGCCGAGCGCCUCUUUCCCAGCACCGAGAGGGGCAAUAAGUACGCCGUGCUGGUUGAAGGCCACCUCAAUAAUUCUGGCAACGGACAGACUAGCGAGCUGACUCUCACCUGGGACCGCACAGGAGUGCCGGGCGGUAGCGAGAUUUCCUACUUCUUCUUGGAGCCCUACCGCUCGGAGACGUGUGCCACCUACCGUUCAUGCCUGGCUUGUCUGGCCGACCAGGGGUGUGGCUGGUGCCCACUUAGCGCCACCUGCCACCGACGCCUGGCCCAGAACGACGACGCCAGGGCCUGCGGCGCUGACGCUGUGCAACUCAUCCUGGUGCCGAGCAACUGCAUCCUGUGCGAGGACUACCGCGACUGCCAUGCCUGUAGCAAGGAUCCAUUCUGUGAAUGGCAAGUUAAUAGCAGCAAGAAGGGGGACUUCCUUUGCAGUCGCCGAGGACGGCUAGCCAGCGCAAUUCGCUCUCCGCAGGAGUGCCCCAAACUGUGCAAUCAGCGUACCACCUGCUCUGAGUGCCUCUCCAACUCCAGCCAAUGCGCCUGGUGCCAGUCCACACGCAACUGCUUCUUCUUUGCUGCCUACCUGGCCAAGUACCCCUACGGGGACUGCCGCGGCUGGUACGACAGCGUUCAUUCUGUGCCUCAGUGUCUCGACUGCACCCGCUUCAAUACCUGCCGGGAAUGUCUGCAGAACUUCGAAUGUGGUUGGUGUGGAAACUCGGACAACCCAACUAUAGGCAGGUGCCUCCCAGGGGAUUUCUCAGGCCUGAAGUCCUUCCUGAACUGCUCGGUGGCGCUCUGGGACUCUCACGGCCUGCCUCCCACCCAUCCUGCCCAGUGGUCCUACGGGCAGUGCCCAGACGUGGAUGAGUGCCGUUUGGGCCUGGCCAACUGCCAUCCUUAUGCCAGCUGCAAGAACACGCUGGAAUCUUUUGAGUGUCACUGUAACAGAGGUUACGCGGGCGACGGCGUGGCCUACUGCAACCAGACCUGCUACGACGAAUGUGCCCACGGGGAAUGCAGCGGGGCCCCCAACUUCACCUGCGUGUGCAACCUGGGCUGGACCUCCGAGCCGGGUCUGGGGGCCCCCAACGGAAGCUCCGUCGGGGUGCAGUGCAGCGUGGACUGCGGGUGCCACUUCCACAGCAGCUGUGCUGCCCAGGGGCCCGGCGUUUGCGAUGAGUGCCAGAACUGGACGCAUGGUGAACGCUGCCACCUUUGUCGGCCGGGCAGCUAUGGGAAUGCGACACACCAGGGCGGCUGCCGGGAGUGUGCCUGCAAUGGGCAUGGCCUGGAGGAGAUGGGCUUUUGCCACGGAACCACGGGGGCCUGUUAUUGCGCCCCUCCCACUGAGGGUCUGCACUGUGAGCGCUGCUCCCCUGGCUACUACGGGGAUCCCAGAAACCAGGGCCUUUGCUACCAGGAGUGCCUGGGGCGCACCCUGCUCACCAACCUCUCUUCUUCGUCUUCGCUGAGCUCUCAGCGGGCUGGGGGGCCCCUGCCGGGUGGGCUUUCCUACUGCGUCUGGGUGUUGUCGGCCAGCGAAGGCAUGCUGCCCUGUCGUCCGGAGCAAGCCUGCCCAACCAUCACCCUCACAAUCCAGCCUGACACCCUCUGUAUGACCAGUUACGUCUAUGCCUUCGACGGUUUUCCCGACUUCCUCAACACGGGCCUGAUCCAGCGGGACCGCACGCUGAUCGGGGCCUUCUGCGGCCAGGGCAGUUCCCACCCGGUCACGGUGGAAGCUCUGUCGGGCCUUCUGGUCAUUUACUAUGAGGCCAACUCCAGUGAGGCUUCGGGCUUCAACGCCACCUACACGGUCCAUCGCUGCCGGCCAAGCUGCCACGUCAACCAGGAGUGCCAAGAAGGGCGUUGUGUCUGCAAGGGCAGCUUCACAGGACCCAACUGCCAGUUCCAGAUCUGCCCGGGCAACUGCAGUGCCCACGCCGGGCAAGGGGUCUGCAACAGGAGCCUGGCAUUGUGUGUUUGUAGUGAGGGGUUUGCCGGCACAGACUGCUCCAUCCCACUAGAUGCCGGCAAGAUCGUCUGGGAGACCUUGAUCGACACCCAGCUGACGGCAGACACAGCCAGCCGGUUCCUGCAUCGUUUGGGUCACACCAUGGUGGAGGGGCCAGAUUCCACACUUUGGAUGUUUGGGGGAAUGUCGCUGCGAGAGGGAAUGCUGGGUAACGUGUACAGAUACUCCAUCGCCGAACGCCGUUGGACUCAGAUGCUGGCCGGAACGGAGGACAGGGGCCCAGGGCCCAAUCCCCGCUACUUCCACGCAGCUGCCUACAUUCCCUCCUGCAAGGCCAUGUAUGUGCUUGGAGGGCUGACAGCCGACGGGGUAGCCAACGAUUUCUGGUUGCUGAAUUUCACCACCUUGCAGUGGAGACUCGUACAGGACCCCCUGAUCCCGGCCGUGGCGGGACACACGCUUACGGCCCGGCAGGGCUCUUCCUUGCUCCUGAUUGGUGGCUAUUCUCCCGAGAAUGGUUUCAACAAGAAACUGCUGGAAUAUAACGUGGUGUCAGAGAGCUGGCACGCCGGGAACCAGGCUGGAACGCCCCCAACAGGUCUGUACGGACACUCGGCAGUCUACCAUGAAGGUACAGAUGCCGUCUACGUCUUUGGCGGCCACCGCUUCCACGUGGAGAUGGUUUCAGCGUCUCCGGAGCUGUACAGCCUUUAUUACCCCAACCUGACUUGGAGCCUUUUGGCCCCUUCUCAGGGGCCGAAGCCACUGGCUCACUUCUUCCACGUGGCUGCAGUCCUGAAGGACACUAUGGUGGUGAUCGGAGGCCGUACAGAGCGUGAGAACUUCACCAACCACCUUUUCUUCUACCAGCUGAACUGCAACACCUGGAUCCUGCCCAACAGCACAGCAGCAGCAGUGGUGGGGGAGCCCAUCAUGGAGUCCAUUGCCCAUGCCGUGGCUGCCGUCAGGGGCCGGAUAUACCUCUCUGGAGGCUUCAGCGGCGUGGCGCUGGGGCGGAUGGUGGCUCUCUCGGUGCCCUCUGACCCGUGCCUCAUUUUCGCCAGCCCUGAAGCCUGCAACGCAUCCGGUGCCAGCUGUACCUGGUGCCACGCCAGCUGCCUGUCAGCGGAUACUGGCGAGAGACUUGGCUGUUCCUUCGGGGGGGGCUCCUGCUUCCCCACCCCCAGGUCCGCAGACGAGUGUCGUCGGCUCAGGACGUGUAGCGAGUGCCUCGCCCAGCACCCCCGGGCCAUGGCUCACAGUCUGGGCAUUCCCGCCUUGCCGCAGUGCAAGUGGUGCACCAACUGCCCUGAGGGGGCCUGCAUCGGCAGCACCGGCAGCUGCACCUCGGAGAACGACUGCCGCAUCAACCAGCGCGAGAUCUUUGUGGCCAGCAACUGCUCGGAGAUCUCCUGCGAGGCCUCAGACUGCGCCAAGUGCACAGCUUCGGGGAAAUGCAUGUGGACCCGGCAGUUCAAGCGCACUGGGGAGACCCGCCGCAUCCUGAGCGUCCAGCCCACCUACGACUGGACCUGCUUCAGCCACUCGCUCCUCAACGUCUCCCCAAUGCCCGUGGAGUCCUCGCCCCCACUGGCCUGCCCCACACCCUGCCACAACCACAGCUCCUGUGAGGAGUGCCUCAGCUCCAAGGGGGCUGACGGGGGCUGGCAGCAAUGCGUCUGGAGCGUCAGCUUGCACCAGUGCAUGAGCCCCACUUACCUGCCCAUGCGCUGCGCAGCUGGGAUGUGCGGCCGAGUGCUGAGUGGGGCUGAGAGCUGCUCCCCUGCCUGCUUCAGCUUCCAGCAGUGCGCUCUCUGCAUCCAACAGCCCCGAUGCGGCUGGUGCGGCCUCUGGGGCGAGAACGGCAAAGGGCACUGUAUGGAGGGUGGGCUGAGCGGCCCUCACCAUGCACAGUCGCAGUUGUGCGAGAUGGAGGUGGACUGGGCCUUCAUGGCGUGCCCCCCGGAGAACGAGUGCCUGAACGGGCACCACGACUGCAACGAGACGCAGAAUUGCAGCGACCUGCCCCACGGCUACAAGUGUACCUGCAAGAACGGCUACACGCUGGACAACGGGACGGGGCUGUGCAGGCCGGUCUGUGAGCAGGGCUGCGUGAACGGGACCUGCGUGGAGCCCAACGCCUGCCGGUGCCACUUCGGCUCCGUGGGGCAGAACUGCUCGGUGGAGUGCCAGUGCAACAAGCACAGCGACUGCCGGGGCGUGGAGGCGCAAGAUCAGUGCCUGGAGUGCUUCAACAACACCAUGGGAGAACACUGUGAAAAGUGCAAACCACUCUUCGUCGGCUCAGCCUUGAACGGGGGCUCCUGCCGUCCCUGCCAUGCUUUCUGCCGGGGCAACAGCAACGUCUGCAUCACGCAGGAAGAGUAUGAGCGAGCCCGGCGGGACCCUGCCCGCUACCCACUGGAGCCUGCCUUGAUCCCCAAGUGGGUGGCAGAGGGACCCGCCGAAGACGUGGCCGUCUGUGUGAACUGUCAGAACAACAGCUUUGGGGAGAAAUGUGAGAGCUGCCUGCACGGCUACUUCCUCCUGGAAGGGAAAUGCACCAAAUGCCAGUGCAACGGACAUGCCGACUAUUGCAACGAGCUGGACGGGACGAACUGCCCCUGCCAGAACAACACCGAGACCGGACCUUGUCAGAAUAGUGCCCAGUCCGACAAAAAGGACUGUUACAAAUACCAGUGUGCCAAAUGCCGCGAGUUUUUCCACGGGAACCCGGUUGGCGGGCACCAGUGCUAUCGGCUGAUCAUUGUGGAUCAAGAGAGCUGCUUUGACCCCACCUCACAGGCCAACUGUUUCCACGAGCCCAACAUCAAGAAUUUGCCGCUCGGCCGCACCGUCUUCUUCGGCGUCCAGCCCAAGUUCACCAAUGUGGACAUCCGUAUCACCAUCGACGUGACAUUUGGAGGCGUGGACGUCUACAUCUCCACGUCCUACGAGACGUUUGUCGUGGACGUAGACCCCGUCACGGGCAUGCACUUCGUACGGGUGGUGUCGCCAGUCGACGAAGCGGCUGGGCGCAGCAGUUUAAACAACGGAAGCCAGACCUCCCUGCCCAUACAAGAGAAGCGCACCCACGGCCUCAUCACUUACAUCACCGUGCGAGCGCAGCAUUCCGUGCUGAUGGUUCGAGGAGUCCGAGACCGCGUUGUUAUCACCUACCCACACGAGAUCCACGCCCUCAAAUCCAGCCGGUUCUACAUUAUCCUGCUGGGAAUUGGGGGGGCCAGCCCCAACUUCACAGAGUCCCAGGGGUUGCUGUCCUUCCGGCAGGACCAGGCCCACAUCGAUCUCUUUGUCUUCUUCUCUGUCUUCUUCUCCUGCUUCUUCCUCUUCCUCUCGGUCUGUGUCUUGCUUUGGAAGGUCAAGCAGUUCUUGGAUCUGCGGCAUGAGCAGCGGCGCCACCUACAGGAAAUGACCAAGAUGGCCAGCCGGCCCUUUGCCAAGGUCACCAUUUACUUUGAGCCUGACACCCUGGGUGCGGCCGCCGAGCUGAUUUUCUUGCCCGCCCGCCCCCACAAGCACCCGGCGCUGGCCGCUGCCCAGCCCCUGCCGAGCCGCCUGAAACCUUACCACGAGGUGCCCUACCCCGUUGCCCACUUCCGCCGUUCGGAGCCGUUCCUCUCCCACCUCAUGGGUUACUCCUACUCCAGCUUUCGAGUGGGGCCCAUCACCUUGGAGCCCACAGAUGACGGCAUGGCGGGGGUGGCCACUGUCCUCUUCCAGCUGCCGGGAGGGCCCCAGGCCCCUAACCGUGCCUGCCUCGGCUCGGCCCUCGUCACGCGCCACAACCUUCAGGACUACUGCAGCAGCAGCCAUGGAGUCAGCAGCUCCCGCAAAGGCAUCCUCAGCCACGAGAACCUCACGAGCAUGUCCCUAUGAAC